Psammomys obesus (fat sand rat) is the source of this 2578-nucleotide messenger RNA. It is a transcript of the gene Znf213, whose product is annotated as zinc finger protein 213. Lineage: Eukaryota; Metazoa; Chordata; Mammalia; Rodentia; Muridae. The transcript is spliced from 6 exons. The record is from RefSeq and is a predicted model, not a curated record. The coding region runs from base 325 to 1743 and encodes 472 amino acids. Gene Ontology annotation, biological process: regulation of DNA-templated transcription.
UGUGCGUCCUGGGGGCGGGACCGGCGCUCCGCGCAGCUGGGCUCCUGCGGACUCGGCGCCCGCGGCGCGGGCCGGACGGUCCGCUCCUCUAGGCGGGGCCCGCCGGCGGCUUCGGGCUCUCCGGGUCCCCGGGCAGCGGCGCCGAGCCUGCCGCCCUCGCCAGGCUGCGGGGGACCGUCCCCUUUCCCACGUCCUGCCGAGCGACCCUGGUGUUUGUGUCCAGAUGCCAGCCCAGCUGUCACAGAGGAUGCCUCUGGGAGCCUGAGGGGUCAGCUCUGGAGCCCCGAGCUAAGGCUGACCAGCCCUGAGCCUUGGGCCAGGGGAAUGGCCUCUCCCCAGGAGCUCCAUGGCCAUGCUCCUGGGGAGGAGGAUGAAGGACUUCUGAUUGUGAAGGUGGAGGACUGCUCAUGGGAACAGGAGCCUGCCCAGCAGGUGGACAGCAGGGACUCAGAAGCCUGCCGCCAGCGCUUCCGUCAGUUCUGCUACAGCGAUGUGGGCGGACCACAGGAAGCCUUCAGCCAGCUCUGGGAGCUGUGCCGCCGCUGGCUGCGGCCCGAGCUGCACAGCAAGGAGCAGAUCCUGGAACUGCUGGUGCUGGAGCAGUUCCUGGCCGUGCUGCCAGGGGAGAUCCAAGCCCGGGUGCAGACCCAGCACCUCGGGAGCGGCGAGGAAGCUGUCGCUUUGGUGGAGGACAUACAGAACCAGUCACUGAAAGCCUGGCCACAGGAUGAGCCCUCGGAGGUGGGGCCGAAGGCAGCGGUCCAGGGACUCCAAGCCACAGGGCCUCCGCAGAAGGCAGGAGUGCAGCGGCUCCCUUCACCCUGGGAGCAGCGCGGCCGCGCCCGGCUUCCCACUCUUAAAGAGGGGCGCACAGGAGAGAUGCUGGAUGUCUGCUCCGCCCCUGCAGUUGAUCUGCCUGGGAGACCCGAGCUGGCUCAUCUCUCCUCAUUCCAAAAACCCUCAGCACUGGGAGACAUCCCUUUCUAUUUCUCCCGAGAAGAAUGGGGCUCCCUGGACCCUGCUCAGCGGGACCUCUUCUGGGACAUAAAGAGAGAGAACUCCCGGAAUGCUGCCCUCGGUUUGGGACCCAAAAGCCAGGUGGAGAGCGCUCCUGCAGCGGGGCCGGUGACAGCGCUGUUGGGACAUACCAGCUGUGAGAGGACCCUGUCCUGGAAACCUGAGGAGGCCGAGACGGAGGUCUGGGACAGUGAGAACCCGCGGAGGGCGGCGCUGGGCCGGCUGGUGGUGGCUCGGCGGGGACGGCCGCCCACUCGCAGGCGCCCGUGUCGGGACCUGGCGACGGAGAAGCCGCACAGCUGUGGGCAGUGCGGAAAGCGCUUCCGCUGGGGCUCGGACUUAGCCCGGCACCAGCGCACGCACACCGGCGAGAAGCCACACAAGUGCCCCGAAUGUGACAAGAGCUUCCGCAGCUCUUCCGACCUGGCGCGCCACCAGGGCGUGCACACGGGCGAGAAGCCCUUCUCCUGUUCCGAGUGCGGCAAGAGCUUCAGCCGCAGCGCCUACCUGGCCGACCACCAGCGCAUCCACACGGGCGAGAAGCCCUUUGGCUGCGGCGAGUGCGGCAAGAGCUUCUCGCUGCGUGCCUACCUGCUGGACCACCAGCGCGUGCACACGGGCGAGCGGCCCUUCGGCUGCGGAGAGUGUGACAAGAGCUUCAAGCAGCGUGCACACCUCAUCGCGCACCAGAGCCUGCACGCCAAGAUGGCUCAACCCGUGGGGUGAGCCCCCAGGGAAGCGGGUGCUUCCUGUAGCUCUCAUGGAACCCCUUCCUUCCCUCCGGGAAGUCUCGGCUCCCCGGGGGCCACUGCCAGCCUGUGGAAGGGACCCAAGGCCCCUCGACUCUGCACUGCCUGCGCCCAGCGUCCUGCCUGCCGCCUUGUCUCUCCCCUUCCUGCUCUGGACUUCUCUUCCAUUUGAUUUCUGGAGCGUCACAGUUUGCAGUUGAGGAUCAGGUGGUGUGAUGCCUCUGCAGGACCUAGAGUUCCUCCCCAGGACCCUCCAGCCGUGCUCUGCCAGCUGCUCUGUUUCCUACUGCCUCAUGUGGGUCCAUCAGUCCGGCCAAGCCCUCUGCCCUGUCUGCCUGUGCCUUCUAGUGAGAACUGGCCUCCAUCCUCAGGCCUGCUGGGUUUCGGCCUUGGGAAGGACCAUGGCCCGCACCAGUGGGGAUCUAGGUCCUGGUUCCAUCACAGCAGCGUCCUGGCCAUCACUGCCCCACCCCUCCAACCCAUGACCACUCUGACAUGCCCUGACCCCAGGGAGCUAGCUGCCUAGUUGUCCGGCUCUGACCCCCAGACACACACUUGCAGGCCUGGAGGGUGGUGGAGGUGGUGGCUGUGGCUGAGGGCUGCCUGGGCAGCACGCGCUCCUUCGGGGUAGGGCUCUGUACUUAAUACUAGCACUCCAGCGGCACUUUGUAGCUGCCCCCGAGCGUUUAUCCCCAUGUUCUCAAUCUGUGCUGUGUGCAGAGCCACAUGAACAGGGAUGACCGUGGACCCUCCAGAAGGGCUCAGCUCAGUGGCUUCAGAAGAGUUUGAAUAAACAUGGAGUGUUUCCUUUA